AUGCUCAAGAACUUGGANCCCACCGGACGUCGUGAUGGCUUUGUAUCGAACCUUGCAGACGCAGAGCAGAUCCUCCCUGGACCAGGCAUCUCUGUCGCAGGUAUGCUAGGUUUUUUCGGCAACAAAGGGAUGGACGUUUUCGAUGCGGUGGCGCUUUUGGGUGCGCACACGGUUGGGGUCGCUUCUUGUGGUAAUUUUGGGGACCGGGUCACGAACUUUCAAGGAACCGGCCAGCCCGACCCGACUAUGGACCCCAGUUUGGUUGCCAGCCUAAGGAACACAUGUGCGGCUCCAGGCGGCUUUGCGGCACUGGACCAGUCAACGCCGUUUUCAUUCGACAACUUGUUUUUUAGUCAGCUCAGACAGAGGAAAGGAAUUUUGUUUAUUGACCAGCGAAUCGCGACCGAUCCGGCCACUUCUGAUGUUGUGUCUCAGUACGCAGCCAACAACGAACUAUUCCAACGUCAGUUUGAGAUUGCGAUGGUGAAGAUGGGAGCCGUUGACGUGCUUACGGGUUUAGCGGGUGAGAUCAGGAGGAAUUGCAGAGCAUUCAACUAAAGCUUUAUAAACCUUUUCUAUUCAUUGUUAUUAUUUUCUUUCUUGCUUCUGAUGAAUUGUGAAAUGGUGAUUGUUUGCUUAUUUAUGUAUGUAUAUCCUUAAAAUAAGGUUUGGUAAAUCGAUUUGAUAAAAGCAAGAUGUUUCGUUGGUACAGUGAUACCAGAUUUGUGAUGUAAGUUGAUCUGAGUCCAAACUAAUUCAGAGUUGUAUCUUUCUCA
This is a messenger RNA of Camelina sativa (false flax), 776 nucleotides long. NCBI's taxonomy places the organism in Eukaryota, Viridiplantae, Streptophyta, Magnoliopsida, Brassicales, Brassicaceae. The record is from RefSeq and is a predicted model, not a curated record.